CCAAGUUGUUUUCACAUGAAAAUGCCCUUUUAAAAAUUUGAGAGCAUUGUUUGCAGUUGGGAUUUGUCUAUGUUAGCCCUCAAAACACCAACAGGAUCUGCAGCUGACCUCAGCAGCAGUUCACUUUCCUCAGUUAUACACCUUCCGCAUCAGAUGUGUAGUGCUAAGUAGAGCAGCUGCGGCAGUUGGACACCUGGCAUUUUUCAGUUAGGGAGUGUUGACUUGUUGACUUUGCUAAUAUGCUUGUUUAGGGGAGAGCAGCUCAUUGGUAACAAUUUUUAUUUUCAGGUGAUGAUACACUAAUGAAAACAUAUCUAUGGAUAUAUUAUAUUCUAUUUCUUCUAGUAGAUAGGGACACCAAAACAGCCAAAUUAAUCAUAAUAAUCAUAAUGUUAUGAAUAGAGAGCACCACAUUUUGCUUUCUCUGUCCUCUCCUGAAGGACAGUGGACAAGGUUAAGCUCCACACACAAACAUACAGCACAGCAGACAGACUGUUCUUGAUUUGAUGACAAUUCAAAUACAAAGUAGAAAAGCUUUAGAAACAAUAUUUAGUUCUAUUUCGAAAUAUAAAUAAAUUCUAAUUCUAAUUGCUCUUGCUAAUGUCUGAAUGUAAUGUGAAAAACUACAACCUCUGUGGGUUUUUAUAAUAGUUUAAAAUUGUGUGAAAAUGCAUAGUAGACAAGUAACAGGUAAACAUUUCUUAGGAGAGAACCCCCAAAUCCAGUGGCAGUUAUUUCAUUUCUGUCGCCUAUUGCUUGGUGCACCUACUGCAGUGUCCAUAGCUCUUUUUAUUUAUAAUUGGUCAUUUAAUUGUCUGAGUUUUCUCUCUUUUCUGUCUGGUUGGUUUGGACAUUGGUGGCAUGGUUUUGUUCCACCAGUGUUGUAUGUUGAUGUAAACACAUACACACAGUCAUUUCCAAAACAGAGUAGAUUUUAAGUGACUUACUUUUUGCCACAUUUUUAAACACACACGUUUACUUUAAUUUGAGUAACAUUUCUUUAAAGUAACAGUAGAAAUAAUAUUUAAUACUCCCUUUAAUUUCCUUCAACUGAAGGAUAUUUUUCUUUAUAUCUUUACUGUAAAUAGUUUAUAUUUCCUAUGCUAAACAGAAUGUUCUGAUUUGAUACAGUUUUUCAGUUUCUGAUUGUUCAAUGUCCCCCAGUUAUGAAUAUUGUUUUAGAAAAUACAUUUCCAGAUACUGACAUCUCCAUACACCUCUACUUUCUAAUAACAAGGACUGACUUAUAUCCUAUAUCUAAAUAUUAUAAUAAACUGCAUCUAUAGUCUCGUGGUGGUACUGAGUCGUUUUUCUGAUUCGAUCGUGAAACAUUUCAAACUAUCUUGAAGAUAUCAACUGCAAUCUCUGUGGGUGAGAGAUCACAAAAAUAUCUGCAGGCUUGUUCAGGAACUUGUCAAAAUUGUCAACAAUCCAAUCAAAGUCAGUUCAAUCAGGAGAGACUUAAAUUAAAUAAUUAAAUUAUUCGACAUAAUGCACAAUAGGUAAGAUGAAGAAAUAUGAGACCCCAUCAUAUUUUAUGGGGUUGUGAUGCCAUGAGCUGAAUAGCCUCCCUGAAAGAGUAAAUGCCCUCAAAUGUCAUCUGAUUGAGCUGGAAGAAGAAAAGGAAAAGAGAGUGAGAGUGUAAGUAGUUAGCCGCAUGAAGAUAAUCUUUCUGUAUGAACUUCUGUUACGACCUACGUUGUGGGGUCCAGGGGAAGAGAGGCGCAACAAUUAAUAUUUUACUGGGCGUUUAAAGAAGGGCAGGAACCAGAAAUAUUUGUACUUUUAAACUAUUUAUUUCAACGGAAAUGAGGUCAAACGUUACUCCAAAACAACUUCCUAAAAAGAAAGGAAGUGAAAAAACAUUUAACUAAGCAAAUCAUUGAUCCAAUAAAUAAAUAACGCUAUCCCUCCACUGAGGGAAUAACAGUAACACACACGACGAGCACCACACAGCUCUGCUCCACAGCAGACAGGGACAGCAACAGCGACUCUAUCUGGUGGUUUGGCCCACUGGCCCCGUCUGCUUCCGUCUCAGCAGCUUUAAAACAAUCCUCCUGAUUGCUAAACUAAUGGUGUGCCUAUCCAGUCGGAAGGGAGGGCGGUACCUGGAACAGGGCACAAGACAGCAGAGGCAAAACAUACAUGAGGGUAACCUGAGCUACACCGUUUUGACUUUGUUUUACUUUAAUCUUCAUUCUAGAUGCGUACCACCUGUAAGAAGGGUCUUGUGGUGAUUUUAGUCUGUGUACUACUGCUAGUCUUCUUUCAUUAUUGGAGCCCUUGGACCAGCUCAGCAGUUGACAUACACCCAAGACAGGGAAGUCCGAUAAAAAAUCUCCUCGAUGGGAAAAUUAAAGACAUCAUCCGUGGCUAUAGUGACGUUGCCUACCACAUAAAGGAGGAUGUGGCAUGUCGUUUGGCUCAAAAUACAUGUGUGUGUCUGGCUGAUAAGGAGACCUUUCGACUGCCAUUCUCCAAUCUGAUGUUCCCACGCGUGUGGGCCCACAACCUUGGUACCGCGUUCUUACAGUCCCAUCCUGACCCUGAGGGUACAAAGCGUCACCGAGCGCAGGAAUACAACAGCUUUCAGAAGAGGUCCUACAAUCCUGCAGAUGUGCUGAUUGUAGCUGAGGCCAACAGUCCUCUUCAGUAUCCUACCCAGGGCGUGGAGGUGCGACCUCUCAAAACAAUCAUCAUUCCUGGUUUGGGUCUUAAAGAAGAAAAAAGACCAGACUAUACGGUAUAUUUGACAGCAACACUUGGGACUUUUGAUGUGGCUGCUACAGUGGACAGAGUCUCUGUUAAAGGAGAGGGAGAGAAGCACAUGACACUGUCGAGUCUUCUUCUCUCUGCCCUGAACAGGCAGCUGCAGUUUGUCACCUAUACAAACACUGUGUUCCAUCCCAAGACAGCAGAUACAGUUCAGUUUGCAACUAAAGAUCAUCAGUCAUUUUUCACCAUUAAAGUUGGACAUGCAACCAUCCCGAAACUUUACAACUCUGGAUACCAAGAAGAGUACAAUAUUAGCGCUCUAGUUACCAUCGCCACCAAGACCUUUCUACGCUAUGACAAACUCAAAGAUCUCAUCGACAGCAUACGGCAAUAUUAUCCCACCGUCACCAUAGUGAUAGCAGAUGAUAAUGAACACCCUCAACCAGUGCCCGGGCCUCACACUGAACACUACACCAUGCCAUUUGGAAAGGGCUGGUUUGCGGGUAGAAACCUGGCAGUGUCUCAGGUGACCACCAAGUAUGUGCUCUGGGUGGAUGAUGAUUUUAUCUUCACUGCAAACACCAAGUUGGAGAAGAUGGUGGACAUCCUAGAGAAGACUACUCUGGAUCUGGUUGGUGGUGCAGUGAGAGAGGUGACCGGCUACACUGCAACAUACCGUCACACCAUUUCAGUGGAAGAAGGGGGAGAGGGGGGCGACUGUUUGCAUAUCAGAAAUGGCUACCAUCAUGUCAUUGAGGGAUUUCCCAACUGUGUGGUAGCUGAUGCCGUCAUCAACUUCUUCAUGGGGAGGACAGACAAGGUGCAGCAGGUGGGCUUUGACCCCCGCCUGGCACGGCAGGCUCAUCUAGAGUUCUACAUCGACGCUCUGGGCAUCCUCCACAUUGGCUCCUGUAGUGAUGUCAUAGUAAGCCACGCAUCAAAGAUCAAACUACCCUGGAGUAAAACAGACUCAGAAAAGGCUUACGACAAAUUUCGCUAUUCUUCUUCCAAGAAAAAUAGUAACAUGCAUAAUGAAGUCUUCUACUUCAAGAAUAGGUUUAAGUGCAUGACCAGUCAGUGAAACCCAGGGAUUCCAUAUGUCUGUUUGCUGCCGUAAUGUGAGGAAAAAAGGGAAAUUAAUGUUGGUAAAGAGAAGAAGUCUACUGUUGUAGUACUUGCUGUUAAACAGAUUGGGUGGACAGAUUUUGGCACUUUUUCAAGUCACUCAUGUAAGAGUACUUUCAAUAAUGGAAAUUCACCACAAGCAACUUUGUCUGCUUAGUGGUUUUUUUAUUGUAAUAAAAUCAUAUAUUGUCCCAUUCCUAGUCCUGACAUUUCAGUCAUCAGCAUCUUCCCAUUCUGAAAUUGUAACAACAUUGCUGGUCCCUCUAACGAAAUGAUCCGCCACAACUGAAAACGAGCCCAAUCAAAUUAAAAACACAGUUUAUAGAGUGCAUGUAGGCCUAUAGGUCAGUUUAAAAAGCUGAUGCUGCUUUUGUUAUUUUAAUGGAACUAGAAAUAUAGGGAAGUAUAGAGGUUACACAGUGUGUGUAACUGACAUCCAUAAUCCAUUUUUAUUUUUGUGCUGAUAUUCCUGGUGCACACAAGAGGGACACCUCGCAAGUAAGAGGACUGAGUAGAUUUGGUGCGGGCACUCAUGCCCUUCUUUAUUUUUUUUUGUUCACGAACAAGGGAUGGACAAUCUGUCCGUCACCGUUUUUCACAUUCUCUUCUUGCCUUCUGGCAUUAUUAUUAUUAUUAUUAUUAUUAUUAUUAUUAUUAUUAUAUAUUAUAUAUUUAUUUAUUUAUUUAUUUAUAUAUAUAUAUAUAUAUAUAUAUAUAAUUUUAUUUUUAUUUUUUUUUAUUUUGUUUUGUUUGUCCAAAGUGUAAUGUAAAGUUUUAUGGGAUCAAACAAUAUAAAUCUGAUUUGUCUGAAUUCUGACUUGCUGUCAAUUUGCAAGUGACCCCAUCCUACUGGGCGGGGAUCUUAACCUGGUCAGUAAUGCUCUGCUGGACAGGUCUGGAUGUCCCCUCCCAUCAGAUGGAGCAUUGUCAAAUGCCUUAACAGAAAUACGCAACUCUCUUGAGCUAGCUGAUAUUUGGCGUGUUGUUAACCCUGACAAACAAGAAUAUACUUUUUAUUCCCACGCUCAUAACUCAUAUUCCCAGAUAAACAAUGGAGAUUUUAUCACUCUUUGCUGAAAGAUAAAAAUGUUGUGUCUAUGAUAAAUGUGAAAAUACAGGCGUAUAUAGAGAUUAAUCUUAAAUCAGUCUAGUCAGUACAGACUGUAUGGGAAGCCUUUAAGGCAACUUGCAGAGGCUGGGUUAUAAGUUAUUCAAGUUAGGAAAAAGGAAAAGAACGCAAGGAAGCAUGGUCUGAGUAAGGAACUCAGAUCCCUAGAAUCAAGACAUAUAUUGGACCCAGAUAACCCUCAAUUAAAGAACUCGAUGAUUAUAUAAAAACAGAAUUACAAACAAUUUUACAUGAAGAAAAUGCAUUUGCUCUUUUUUAACUAGGCCGAAGACACUUUGAGACUGGUGACAAGGCUGGUAAACUACUCGCCUUAGACUUAAACAGCAAGAAAACCGGCAGUCAAGUACAAGUAUUAAAGAUGAGGGAUGGUCUUUAGUUUGUGACCAAAACCAAAUGAAUCAAGUCUUUAAAAGGUUCUAGUAAGCUUUAUAAAUCAGACUGCUCCACUAGUGAAAAUUACAUGGAAGACUUUUUCAGAAACAUGUCUUUACAAACCCUCAGUGAGGAAGGAAGGGAAUCAAUGGAGUCACCUGUCCUAGAAAAUGAAGUAAAAUCUGCUGUUAAAUCUCUGUCAACUGGUAAGACACCAGGCGACGAUGGUUAUACAGCUGAGUUUUAUAAAUGUUUCCAAGACAGGCUAACACCAUUUCUAAUGCUGCUUUUUUUUUUCUCAAGUACUAAAGCUUAUUGACACAUUGACAGUUUUCUGGAUAUGGAGAUAUAUAAGAUCAACUACAGUAAGAGUGAGGCCAUUCCACUCAACCAUCUCACUUACCAAACACAUUUGGGUACAUCCCCUUUUAAGUGGACCCCCCAAGGUAUGAAAUAUGUAGGAAUUAAAAUACGAUCUCCAAUUAGCAAAAUUGUUGAUAUAAAUGCACCAGAACUUCUUAAAACAGUCAGGGAAGACAUUAAAAGGUGGACAGUUUUACCUAUCCCUCUGGGGGAAUCAGAAGUCAUAAAAAUGAGUUGGCUUUUCUCAUGUCUUCUAUACCGCUCAAAUAUAUGAUAUGGGUGUACCUAUUUUCCUUCCACAAUGGGAUAGAGCACUUACAAGUUGUACAAAAGUGUCAAAGUGUGUCAGAUACAAACACAUUAUCCAAAUCUUGCUGGCAUGGCUGUGAGCUGGAGGGUACACUAAUGCACUUACUGUGGUACUGCCCUCCUGUUUUGAUUGAAUGUUAUUGAAAGCUUGUCACAUGUCCUUAACAUAGAUAUAAUACCCUGCCCAAUAACCUGUACAUUAGGUGCGAAUAUGGACACUGCAAAACCCCAAACUGUACAAGGUAUUAUUGUCCUGGCUUUUCUAUCAGCUAAACGGAUCAUUUUAAUGAACUGGAAACAACGUAAGCCAAACAGUUUUAGUAUGGAGAACUGGCGCAAGGACUUCAUGGAGUUUUUAUCGAUGGAACAGGCCGCCUCCACUCUAGUAGAGGAUAAUAGGCCAGAUGAAUUGUGGAGCUUUUUUAAAUCUUGUCUCCAGGAGACCCUCCAUUUCCACAACCACCCCUUUAUCCUUUUUGUUGGUUUGUUUGUGUUGGUUUGUUUGUGUUGGUUUGUUUUGUUGUUUUUUGUUGUUGUGUAUGUUUUGUUGUUUUUAUCAAAAUAUUAAUAAUAAUAAAAAAACAGUUUAUUAGUUAUUACUAACUUGCUAUUUAUCAUGGUUUUGCUACUCAGGGAACAUGUCAUGUUCAUAAAAUGUUUUUGAAUGUAUUGCGAGGCUCCAAAGAACAAAGUGACUAAGUGGUGUGAGUAAAGGAAAAGGUUGUAAACUGAGUUCUUAUAUUACAAUGCUGUGCAGUUUCUGGAGUUAUCAUUUGCACUUUGCUCUGUAAGUAAGGAAAUAAUGAAGUACAUCUUAUCAUGCUGGAUUGUAAUACUAUUUUCUGAAGUCGGACUGAAAUUGAAUUCCCUUUCUGCCAUAUAUGUUAAAUGUGAAAACAUUUAUAAGUAAUAUUAACAUAUUUAAGUAUCUACACCUUUUAAAUUGUGUCAUAUUUAUAGUUCAUGUAUCAUUUUAUCAUUUCUCGCAUGCUUUUUUUUCCUUGCUCUUUUCCUGUUACUCAAAAUCCACAUAUCAUCUGAUCAGUGCUGCAACUUCCACCUGACUCUUCUUGAUUAUAACAUGUCAUUACCUAACACUUGCACACUCCCACUGCAAUCCUACACACACACACCCUAAUUUAAAAGACAUACUUUUUACUUUAUUUACUCAUUCCUAUGCACAUUAUGUUGCAUGCACUCAUUGGAAAUCAUUAUAACUCCACUUGUAGACAUUUUGUUGUUGUGUUCUCUGCAAAAUACAGAAAAAUAAAAAAAUUUGAUUGAUUUGAAAAAA
Molecule: messenger RNA, 7307 nt
Organism: Dicentrarchus labrax (European seabass)
Lineage: Eukaryota; Metazoa; Chordata; Actinopteri; Moronidae
Gene: b4galnt1a
Product: beta-1,4-N-acetyl-galactosaminyl transferase 1a
Exons: 10
Coding region: 2204-3796 (530 amino acids)
Biological process (GO): ganglioside biosynthetic process
Cellular component (GO): Golgi membrane
Molecular function (GO): hexosyltransferase activity
Source: RefSeq, a predicted model, not a curated record